Messenger RNA from Huiozyma naganishii CBS 8797, 1485 nucleotides. RefSeq names its product RNA-dependent ATPase RRP3 (gene RRP3). The transcript has a single exon. Gene Ontology annotation, molecular function: ATP binding; nucleic acid binding; RNA helicase activity. NCBI's taxonomy places the organism in Eukaryota, Fungi, Ascomycota, Saccharomycetes, Saccharomycetales, Saccharomycetaceae. The record is from RefSeq and is a predicted model, not a curated record. The coding region runs from base 1 to 1485 and encodes 494 amino acids.
AUGGCUGGUGAUAAGAUCCGUAAGAAAUCAAAGGCGACAAAGGAAACCGCCUCAUUGGUCGCGAAGAUCAAGGCCAAGGCUUUAGAAAACCAAAAGAAGAUAUCAACCAAUGAUGAAGAAGUGCAUAGCGAUGGGGUCUCUGAUUUUAAACCGUCGUCUAAACAAGCGGAAAAGAACGCGGACGUUUCAACCCAGGAUGAUGAUGAUGAGGAGUCCUUUGAAUCGUUUGAAGAGCUAAAUUUGGUCCCUGAACUACUUGAAGCCUGUAAGAACCUAAACUACUCUAAACCUACGCCGAUCCAGUCUAGAUCAAUUCCGCCUGCCUUAAAGGGUAAAGACAUAAUUGGUUUAGCCCAAACAGGAUCAGGUAAGACUGCUGCAUUUGCGAUUCCUAUUCUGAACAGUCUGUGGCACGACCAGCAACCAUACUACGCUUGUAUUUUAUCCCCCACAAGAGAGCUGGCUCAACAGAUCAAGGAAACCUUUGACUCUUUGGGUUCCUUAAUGGGGGUCAGAUCUGUUUGUAUAGUUGGUGGUAUGAAUAUGAUGGACCAGGCUAGAGAUUUGAUGAGAAAGCCCCAUAUUAUUAUUGGUACUCCCGGUAGACUGAUGGACCAUUUGGAAAAUACUCGUGGCUUUUCCCUAAGAAAUUUAAAAUACCUAGUUAUGGAUGAAGCAGACAGACUGCUAGACAUGGAGUUUGGUCCGGUAUUAGACAGAAUAUUGAAAAUUAUCCCAACCCAGGGUAGAACUACUUACUUAUUUUCCGCUACCAUGACCUCCAAGAUUGAUAAAUUGCAAAGAGCCAGUUUGACAAACCCUGUCAAGUGUGCUGUAUCGACCAAGUACCAAACUGUUGACACAUUGGUGCAAACACUAAUGGUUGUCCCCGGUGGUGUUAAGGACACUUACCUAGUUUAUUUGCUCAAUGAGUUCAUAGGUAAAUCGAUGAUUAUUUUCACCAGAACAAAAGCUAAUGCUGAAAGGAUAUCUGGUCUUGCCAACUUACUACAGUUUAGUGCCACUGCACUACACGGUGACUUGAACCAAAAUCAAAGAACCGGUGCCUUAGACUUGUUCAAAGCGGGCAGAAGAUCAAUCUUGGUUGCCACUGACGUUGCUGCAAGAGGUUUAGAUAUUCCUUCUGUCGAUGUGGUCAUCAAUUAUGAUAUUCCAGUGGACUCCAAAUCAUACAUCCAUCGUGUGGGUAGAACUGCCAGAGCAGGACGGUCUGGUAAAUCCAUCUCAUUGGUUUCGCAAUAUGAUCUUGAAUUGAUACUAAGAAUCGAAGAGGUACUGGGGAAAAAACUACCAAAAGAGAAUGUAGACAAGGACAUUGUUCUAGCCUUAAGAGAUUCGGUCGACAAAGCCAAUGGUGAGGUGGUCAAGGAAAUGAGUAGAAGGAACAAGGAGAAGCAGGCAAGAGGGAAAGGCAGACAUGGCAGAAUGAUGCUCAAAGAUGGAUCGGAUAAAGAAGAGCGCUGA